Molecule: messenger RNA, 2107 nt
Organism: Sesamum indicum (sesame)
Lineage: Eukaryota; Viridiplantae; Streptophyta; Magnoliopsida; Lamiales; Pedaliaceae
Product: double-stranded RNA-binding protein 2
Molecular function (GO): double-stranded RNA binding
Source: RefSeq, a predicted model, not a curated record
CAGCAAAAAUGCAAAAAAGUCUCUCUCUCUCUCUCUAAACCCUUCUCUCUCUAAGAAGCUCACCGAAAAAACUCAGCGAUAUCUUUCGAGAAAUGCAACCAAAAACCCUAAUGAAAAACCUGAAGAGACCGGGAAGAGGACUCUCCGAUCUCAAUUGGAGUCUCGCUUAAGGCAAUGAUCUGUGCAUUUUUGCGAACAGAGGAGCGUAUCGGUGGAGUACUGGGGGAAUUUAGUGGUGUUGGUUGAAUUUAUUAGUUUGUCUUGUUUUCUUUUUCUCUUUUGGAAUUUUGGUCGGUGCAAAGAUGUAUAAGAACCAGCUGCAGGAGCUGGCGCAGCGGAGCUGCUUCAAUCUGCCGUCGUACACGUGCAUCAGAGAAGGUCCCGAUCACGCGCCGCGGUUCAAGGCCGCCGUUAAUUUUAACGGCGAGACGUUUGAGAGCCCCAGCUACUGCUCCACGCUCCGUCAGGCGGAACACUCUGCUGCCGAAGUGGCGCUCAAUGCUCUCGCUAGCCGUGGACCCUCUAACUCCCUCGCCGCCAGAAUUCUGGAUGAGACAGGCGUAUAUAAGAAUCUCUUGCAGGAGGUAUCACAAAGAGUGGGAGCAUCUCUGCCUGCAUAUACAACUUUCAGGACUGGUCUGGGACACCAACCUGUUUUUACCUGUACUGUAGAGUUGGCAGGUGUGAUAUUUACUGGUGAGCCAGCUAAGAACAAGAAACAAGCAGAAAAGAAUGCGGCCAUGUCAGCUUGGCUAUCGCUUAAAUCAUUAGUGCAGCAGUCUGAGACUUCAUUUGAAAAGACCCAUAAGGAUGAGCAGGAGCAUGUGACAGUAGCUCGUGCUCUGCAGAAGUAUCUAAUGAAAGCAAGAUUGGCAAGAUUACCAUUUCCAAUCAAAUUUCCUACACUAAAUCCAAGACCAUCAAGCACACAGCAAUCUCCAGCUGCAACAUCUAAAAUCCUUCCCUUGAUAUGUCCGAAAACAGCUCAUCGCCACAGGCCUAUUAUGGCAGUGAGCAACAGCUCUGCAUUCCAAAAGAUUGUAAAAACAAGUCAAAGCCCGCCAGUAAUUACUGUUACAAAUGAGAGUAACUCAUCAUUGAUGGACAGCCUUAAGCUCCAACCCCAGAAGUUCCCUGCAGCUGGAGCUGCACCCUACAUUCCGGUACGGCAUUGUAACCCACAUAAUAGAAUUGCCCCACCAGUGACAAUACGAAAUACAAUUCCCGUUUUCUCUGCACCACCACUUCCUUCUCCCCAGCCCUCACUAGUGAUGAGGCCUCCAGUAUUGGGUAUGGCACCACCUGUGAGUGUGAGACAAGCUAUUCCUGUAUUUGCUGCUCCCGUUCGGAUGGAGGAGCUCCCCAUAGUACACCCAGCCAUUAAAGUAGAGGAUCCACGACUCUCCAUAUCCACAACAGCUCGAGCAGACGAGCCACCAGUUUCUAGAGCUGCGCUGGGUAGACUAGAGGACUCACCCAUUCCCAAGGUUCCUUCUGUUCGAGUUGAGGAGCCUCUCAGUUUUAAGCUAUUGCCUGUCUCCAUCACACCGAACUCGGACAUUCCAACAGUUCAAGUUGACCCACCCUCGUCUGAUGCCCUCACAGCUCGAGUUGAAUCUCCAGUUUGUAAGGUUACUAGUCCACCAGCCAGUUCGAAAGCAUCUGGUGAAGAGACUAAGAUAGCAGUGCAGGACAAGCUGCAGGGGCCAACGGAGAUUGAAGACUUCUUGAAAGAUCUGAAGAUAUGAUGGGGACAUUUUGAACUGAAUGAACUACAUCAGCUUCUUUCUCUAUGAUGAAUUAUGUAGGUUUCCGCUUUCCCUUUUCCUUUCAUUUUUUGGGUAAUUUUCUCUGUUCCUUGUUUUGGGAGAAUUUUCAACUGUCUUAAAAGAGUUAGACAUCUCAAUAGUUUCUGAGCAGUUCGGUUCCUCAGACCCCGUAAAAACUGCUUGCCCUGUGCUUUUGACAUGGCAUUUAAGAACCGAGCUGCUGCCACUUCACUUGCGAUGUAUGAUAUAGGCGUAUAUUUCAAUAUUCGAGUGUUGUGGUAUGUCAUUGCGCAUCAAGACUCUCCUCUCCUCCGUGGAAUGCGGAAGUGGGCUUUUCA